GGCGUCAUUAACGGCGUUAAAAGGAAUCCGCAACUUUUCCGUUAACCGAGUCAGAUAAUAAAACAGUGAAACGUUCAUGAGGAACAUCUGUCGUCGUAGCGGACUUGAAACGCACGUUAUAUGACGACUUACGUCACUUUGGAUUUCGAACUCAUUAAAUAAAGCUCUUGGAAUCCGCACAACACUCAUCUCAGUUCCAACAGCAAGAGUCGCAGUUCAUCAUCUCCGUCCGUCAGUGUUCCUCUCUUCUCUCCUCUCGUUGUCUCUCUUAAGAAACAACAUGGACUGCACUGGAAUAGUGCCUUUUAGGAUGGACGGGAUACCUGAUUCUCCUCAAACUUUUCCUGGAUUCAAGUGUUGUGACAGUGUUGAUGAGAAUCUUUGCCAUUCAGUUAAGGAGAAAAUGGAACUUAAACAUGACAAUAUCUUCGUGGACAGUUUCUUAGGCCUUGGUAUGGAGAAUAUGGGAAUAAACUCUAAGAUGGAUGAGUUUUCACUUGGACUAACUGACUUUAGCUUUCUCCCAGAUGUUUAUGGUGGUGGACUAGAUCCUUGGAGCAAGCAAGAUCGGGAAGCAGGUUUAAAGCCAGAAAUUCUUGAUGGUUUUCUGGAUGAAGUUGAGGAAGUGGAACACAUCUACGCAUCACACCAUCCUUCUUCUACUGCUAAUCAUUCCCUUCCAGAAAAACAAGUCAAAAAGGAGUCAUCUGAAUUAGAUGGUGAACCUUAUGGUCUUAUGAACUUCAGCUCAGAAACUUAUUCUCCUAAUAGAAGCACUGAAUCCAGUGGAAAUGUUAAAGAUGGUUUUGCUACAAGAAACUCAAACGAGAUGCACUGUUCUUCUUAUGAGUCAGAAGAUGACAGGAAACCACUGUCCACUCUACUAGGCUCUUGGGUUGGACGAGGCAGGAGUCGAAACAAGAACUUGCUCAACACCCGUUAUAGUAGAUUAGAUUCUUUCAGUGAAGCAAAGUCUUGUGUGUCCUAUGACUUCAGGCCUCGAAAAGAACCUCUGGAGAAUUACAUUCAUCAUACAACGGAGAAUACAUUAUCAUCUGAGAGCGAAGAUGAUUUAUCAGUAACAAUCAAAUCCAAGAGCAGAGGUGACAGGAGAAAGCAUCAGAGGAUGUGGACUAUUGAUGAAGUGGUGAAGUUGCUUGAUGGUAUCUCUCACUUUGGUCUUGGCAAAUGGACUGAUAUAAAGAACUCCUUCUUUCAUUCUGCAUCGCACCGCACGCCUGUCGAUAUCAGAGACAAAUGGCGUAAUCUACUGAAAGCAAGUCACAGAUACAGGCAUAAUGGUGAUGAAGAGGGUGAAGAAAAACGACGGUGGUCAGCGGGUCGUACUAUCCCUAAGGAUAUACUACAUAGGGUAAGAGAACUUGCUUCGCUCCACUCCAAGUCCAAGCCAUUGUGUGACGUUCAUAGCUCCUCAAGAAGCUCAAGUACUUCAAGGAAGAAGAAGAAGAAGAAAAAGUGGAGUUGAGUCUAGUUAUUAAGAUCGAUACCAAAUCAUUUGAACUGUAUUGGCCUUGUUUAUGUUCUCUUUAGGGUAUCAGUUUUAUUUGCAUCAUCUGCAAGUUGUUAUAUGAAACCGAGAAUGAAAAAGCUUUCUGAUA
Messenger RNA from Raphanus sativus (radish), 1619 nucleotides. RefSeq lists its product as uncharacterized. The record is from RefSeq and is a predicted model, not a curated record. NCBI's taxonomy places the organism in Eukaryota, Viridiplantae, Streptophyta, Magnoliopsida, Brassicales, Brassicaceae. The coding region runs from base 281 to 1486 and encodes 401 amino acids. The transcript is spliced from 10 exons.